UUUCAGAAAUCGUCCAUUUCGUUUUGAACCAUCGUUGAAGUUGGAACAAUUUUUAGCUUUAGUCCUGUUUUCAGUGAGUUUUCGCGAAAAUUAUACAAAAUGGUUAGGUGAUGUUACCAUAUCGGAGGUCAUAUUGACCCACGUGUUGGUAAACGGACAAUGUCAGCAAACGAAGAUCCGCAUGCCAAACCCAAGCAUGGGUCCUUCAAUCUCGGCGAUGUUGCAACAAGCGCUGCUAAAGUCCUUACCGAUGAUGAAAAAGCUCACUUGGAAGAGCAAAAUAAGCGGAUGGUUUCGGAUUUCCAUGCCCGCAAACUAGAAUUGGAUGCACGCAAACACUGGGACCUUUUCUACAAGCGGAACGAGACUAGAUUUUUCAAAGAUCGUCACUGGACAACACGUGAGUUUGAAGAGCUACUUUCCGAUGGGAGUGGUAUUUCCACCGGAAGCGCGAAAACGUUGCUAGAAAUCGGCUGUGGUGUAGGUAAUCUCGUUUUUCCGCUAAUCGAAGAAGGUCAUCGAGAUUAUUUUGUCUACGCUUGUGACCUCUCGCCACGUGCAAUUGAGCUGGUAAAGCAACAUAACCUGUAUGAUGAACAGUACAUGAUGGCUUUCCCAUGCGACAUUACCACGGAUCAAGUAUUCGAAAUGCUUGGCGAAAGCAGCUUGAAUAUAGCGACGCUCAUUUUCGUCCUAUCGGCGAUCCACCCGGAUAAAUUUGACGCGGUUGUUGGGAACAUUUUUCGGUUGAUGAAACCUGGCGGGAUGGUACUGUUUCGGGAUUACGGUUUAUACGAUAUGGCUCAGUUAAGAUUCAAGCCAGGACACAAAAUAGCCGAAAAUUUCUACAUGCGACAGGACGGAACUAGGAGUUACUACUUUGCCGAAGAUGAAGUGGGUGGCUUGUUCCGAAAGGCUGGUUUCGAAGUGGUCACGAACAGUUACAUCUACCGAAGGACAGUCAAUCCCAAGGAGAACAUUGAUGUACCUAGGAUUUUUGUACAAGGAAAGUUCCGGAAACCAUCGGGAUGAUAUCAAGAUGUUACUGCACUGCUGAGUCAUAUUUAUAUGCGAGAAGACCUUGAUUACUGACGAGAAUGUCGGAUGGAUGGAAUCUCAAUUGAAAUCCAAAAAGGAUACCUAUUGCCUCAUCUAUAGCGAAAUCUUUGCGAAUCGAUCGUAUGGAUAUUGCAUUUUCGGAGCACCGGAAAGGAAAGAAAACGGCGGUCCCUUUUGAUACAUGCUACAGACGCUAACACAGCAAGAAUCUUUUACUUAAUCGUAAUUAUAUCAUAUUUACGAUCAAUUAUUCGUU
This is a messenger RNA of Topomyia yanbarensis, 1315 nucleotides long. Its product is annotated as tRNA N(3)-methylcytidine methyltransferase METTL6-like. Lineage: Eukaryota; Metazoa; Arthropoda; Insecta; Diptera; Culicidae. Bases 160 to 1032 code for a protein of 290 amino acids. The transcript has 5 exons. The record is from RefSeq and is a predicted model, not a curated record.